AUGGCAUCCCAAACAGACAUCAAAGUUGCCUCUCUGGCGGCCGGCUUCACGCUUGGCUUUGGGUUCCUCACGGUCUGGGAGGCUAUCAAGCAGACGCGCAGGAACCGCAACCCCCUGCGCAGCACGUACAUCUACAUGAUGUGGGGCGAGAUUCUCGCCAACUUAGCCAUUGGCAUCAUAGGCUGGCUGUUCUUGGAUGGAACCUUGGGGCCAACGGUUCCCGUGCUCUUCUUCAUUCUCUUCCUCUGGGUCUUUGAGAUCCAGCUCCUGAUGCAGAUCAUCAUCAACAGAAUUGCAGUCAUCGCCGAGAACCAGAAAACAAUCCAGUGGAUGAAAUGGGGCACCGCUGUGACCAUUACGAUUAUCAACAUUGCCGUCUUUUGUAUCUGGAUUCCAGCACACACCGUCCCGCCUGUGAGCCAAACUUAUGUGGAAAUCAACAAGUACUGGGAUCGCAUGUCCAAAGUACUCAUCUUGAUUGUCGACGCAGGCCUCAAUUGGUUCUUUAUCCGAACCGUCAAGACCCGACUGUUGCAACAGCACGGGUUGGCCAAGUACAAGCCUUUGGUUGGCUUCAACUCCAUGCUGAUGAUCCUCUCCAUCGUCAUGGACGUCAUGCUCAUUGGUCUCAUGUCACUCCCGAACCAGGUCGUCUAUGUCCAGUUCCACCCAGUCGCCUACAUGGUCAAGCUGAACAUCGAAAUGUCCAUGGCCUCUCUGAUCACGCGGCUGGCAAAGAACCAAGAUCCAGAGUUCAGGCUCAACUCCCUCACGUACUCUCAAGAUCAACACACGCACACGGGUCACAAUCGUGGCCAUAAGGACCAGGGCAUAGAUGCAAAGAGCCACCACCACAAGGCCAGCGUGCAAACGAUGCGGUUGGGCAAGGAAUCCGAGGCGAUGAAAGAUGGUACCCCCGGAAUUCAUAAGAGGUUCGAUGUGAACGUUACAGUAGAACGUCCUGGAUCUUCCUCAACAAAUGAGGGGCAGGGUGACGAGGGGCAAAACACGAGCACCUUUCAAAGAGUCGGCGAUGAGGUGCCCCUGACAACGAAUGCCUGGUCCCCCACCACCAAGAAGCGCUGA
This is a messenger RNA of Emericellopsis cladophorae, 1086 nucleotides long. RefSeq lists its product as uncharacterized. The record is from RefSeq and is a predicted model, not a curated record. NCBI's taxonomy places the organism in Eukaryota, Fungi, Ascomycota, Sordariomycetes, Hypocreales, Bionectriaceae. The coding region runs from base 1 to 1086 and encodes 361 amino acids. The transcript has 4 exons.